Messenger RNA from Cuscuta europaea, 7677 nucleotides. The record is from the annotation of a GenBank genome assembly. Lineage: Eukaryota; Viridiplantae; Streptophyta; Magnoliopsida; Solanales; Convolvulaceae.
ACAUGCGGGCUGCGGUAAUAACUAAUAUUGAAGACUAAAGAAAAGCGGAUCAUCAUAAUGAGCGAAUUAAAGACUACAAACGGCUGGAUGCAUACAGAUGGGCGAAGACUGCGUGUAUAUAUACAUGCGGCAUAUACGUCUCGUAGCAAAACAAGAGAAAAGACCAAAGCCACACAAAAUACUACUCCGCCGACUUAUAGUAUAACAUAAUCAAGAGAAGAGAAAUCGGGGAUAUCGUUGGAUUCGUCCGGGGUUGGAGCCGAGUUCCAGCAUCGCUGUAGAAGAAGAAAGGUUGCCAUAGAACUUUACUUAGUUGCCGUCUCUGUGCGCCGGAGGAGGACACUAGCCCAUCGUCGAAACAUCCACUGCCGACGCCGAGGGAAGAAGCUAGUAGCUGUCUGUCGGGGUCGCCAUCAGAAGAGCUGCCUCGCUGCGUCGCCGUUCUACUCUGCUCACCGGUGGUAUUCGGAGAAGACGACUUCCCCUGCUUUACUGCGUGAUUAUUUAGAGACCGGAGUAGAGGAAGAGAAUUAGGAGCAUUGAAUUUGAGGUAAGUUUCUCUGUCAAUCCAAAAUUGUUUCCUCGUAUUAUAUGCUUAUUAUGCAUUAUGUGAUUAAGUGUGAAAAUUUAAAUGUGUACUAUUUUGGGCGACUAAGAAUUUGUGAAAUAUUGGAGAUAUAUUUUGGGUUUUAAUCCCUAGUAUGACUUUGGAGUGAUUUUUUUAUGUAAUACAAUUUUGGAGUAUUUAUGAAUGUGGAUUUUUGGUGGACGUAUCCAUUAAAUGGAUAUUUUGGAAGACUGUGUAUAGAGCAAUGAUUUUUCAAGAAUGAAUAAUGUUUUUUAUAAUGAUUAUUGACAUCUCGAGAGAAACACGAGGUGUGGGUGGUUAGAGCUAUAUACCACGGGUUUAGUUUAGGUUUAUGAUGAUUAUUGGUGGCGGGAGAAAUCCCGGUAAAUAUUGGUGGCUAGGAGAUUCCCGGUAUUUCUUUUGAGAACUUUAAAAGUUCUUUGGUGGCCGCGGUAGUAGUUUCUAAUCACCCGGGUAUCUAACCCAUUGUGAGGUAGGGGGAAGUUGUCCGAACUACUUGGACUUCUUACUACUCGGAGGGCUUGGAAUCCUUUUUAGGGGGUGUGCACACUUAAGGGUGAAGUUCAGUUUCCAAUUGGUGGUCGGUGGGAGCCGGAAUUCCGGGAUGAGUCGUACACAAAAGAUCUAUUUUGAAGAGUGAUACUUUUAAUCGAGAUGUGGAUUGUUUGGAGCUUAUAAGUAUUAUUUUAAACUAUACAGGUAUUUGAGGUUAUAAAGUUGAUAAAUGAUGUUUUUGAUUUGAAAAGAAUUUUGGCGGUGUGAGUAUUUUUAUAUAGUAUUAUAUGAAAAACUAUUUUUCGCCAAACCUGAUUAUUUUACGAGGUUGGGUAGUACUUACUUAGCUCUAAAGCUAAUUUUUGUUAUUUUUCUUGUUCCUUUCUCCUCCCUUAAUUUUUUUAACAGGUGAUGAGUUAUACUCCAAAUACCUUAGCUCUUAGCUCGGUUUUAGCUGGAUUUCCUGAACUGGUUUCCGAAAUCCACUAUUCACAUUCGAAAAACUUUUCCUAGAUCCUUGUAGCUCCUUUUGUGUUAUGGAAAAUCUGGAUAUAGGGUGAAGCUCGUGGUCCUCUUGCGCUCCUUCGUUUGUAGUUUCAUCAUCAUCAGCCGUGUCCGUACAACGUCCCUUGUGACCGUUGGUACGGACUUUCCGCCAUUGGUACGGAUUUCGAAGCUCAAAUUGGAGAGGGGGUGUUGUUUUGGGAUUAGCUUAGUGUUUUGGGGCUCCCUUUGCUCAAAACACUCCCAAAACUCUUCCUACACCCCCUGACCGAGGGAAACAUGGUUACCACUAGAAAGAAUCUGGUCCAAGCUCCACCAAGCUCACCUAUGAUGGGGUGGGAAAAAUCGAGGACAAAAAAGGAUGCACACGAGGGGACUUCGUCCACGGUUAGGAAGAGCAAGACCAAGAUUGAUGGCCAUGUUGAAGAUGUUGUUGAGGGGGAGGAAGACUUCCCACCUUUGGAAACUUCCGUGAAGAAAAGGCAAGGAACUUCUAGGAAAGCUAACAACAACAAAGAGGUAAAUGUUGAAAUUCCUAAUUUGAUGGUUGAAUCACAAGGGAUGGAGGGGGGUCUUAUAGAGGAUUCGGCUCAUGGAAUUAAUGACACCAACAUCAUUAAUGACCAAACCGUUGGAGCUACUCCCUCCUUGGAACUUAUGGUGAAUGAUUUGUUGGAACCUACGGCUACACCUAAUGAAACUCAUAAGGAGAACCUUGAAGAGGAAACUUUGAAUGGGGAGAUUAUUGAGAACCAAGCUAUGGAAAUCAUUGAGACAAUAGACAUAGAGGCUGCAGCUGUACAAAUGGAGGAACCUGAGGUUUUACAAACCAUGGAAGUGCAAAACGAGACAGCUUUGGAGUCAAUGCAACCGAUGGAUGCCGCGGCAAUGGACAAAAAAGAGGAUGCCGCGGCAUUGGACAACAACAAGGGCAAGGUGGACAACAAGGAGGAUGCCGCGGCAUUGGACAACAAGAAGGGCAAGGAGGAGGAUGUGAAUGAGGUCUACCUCAAAGCUCUUGGCCGUUCUAACAAAGGAAAGGACAAAGUAGAGGAGGCUUCUACAUCCACUAAACCGUGGAAAUCCCUAUUUGCAAACAACCGUGAACCCUCUCAAGGUAUGAAACUUACUUACAUCCCCCCCACGAGUGACAUGGUUGAUCUCUCUAGCUACACUCUCCCCUCAAUGGUGGAACUUUGGGGACAUUGUUUGGUUGGGUACUUUGUUGGAACCUUCCCCGGGCCUAAAGCCGUUAAUGCCAUGAUACAUAAGUGGGGAGUUCCUUGCAAAGCUAGACCUCAUAGCAAAGAAUGGAUAAUCUUUAAAUUCCAAAGAGAAGAGGAUAGAGAUCAAGUCCUCCUAGAUGGACCACACUCCAUAUACGGUAAGAUGUGCUAUUUGAAAGUCCUUGAUGAUGACUUCUCUACCACAAGUGAUGAAUUUCUUAAAGUCCCAAUUUGGGUCAAGUUUCAUGGUUUACCAAUGCGAGCUUGGAGAGAAGACAUCAUUAGUGCCGUAGCCUCUAGAGUGGGCAAGCCUCUUGCCACGGACAAGGUCACUCAAGACAAAGCUAGAUCAUCCUAUGCUAGAGUCUUGAUUGAGGUAGAUGCGGCCAAACCUCCCCCACUCCAAUUUGAUGUGAAGCUCCCCUCGGGAAGGAUCUAUAGCCAAAGUGUUGUCUAUGAAACAUAUCCCAAUUAUUGUUUUCAUUGCAAAACUUUCGGCCACCACCCAUUUACAUGUAAAAUCCUUCAUGAAAUUGAGAGAAGGGAAAAGGAAGAGAAAGAACCCCCAAAGGAACCGAACAAACUAUCCUUGUAUGAAGUAGAAGAGCAAAGAAGGCAAAUUUACUCAAUCAAAGCAAAGAAUAGAUGCUAUGAUGAAGUCCAUGAUAGACCCAAAGCUGCCAACAACCAACAACAAGCUGUCCAAAACAAACCAAUUGAUAGAGAGGAGGGGGAAAUCAUUGAAGAGGAAACCACUAUCCUUGAUGAAAACCCCCUUGCCGUGGCUAUCAUUCCAAGCAACCAAGAUGAAUCACUUGGGGAGAAUAAGGAGAUAGAGGAGGGGGUUGUGAAGAAUAGGUAGCCCACCUCUCCCAAAGACAUGGACCAUGAAACACCUCCCAAAGAUAUAGACCUUGACAAGGAAUUUGAGGAAGAGGAAGUUAAUGACUCGGAUGUCAUAAUCAUUAAUGACAUCCGUGAGAGUUAUUAUGAUGAUGUAGUGAUCAAAGUGGACUUUAUAGAGGGGCAGCCACCCAACCUACACACAGCUCAUUGGAAUGACUUGGGGCCGAAUGCAAAGUUGGUUAGACUUGAUAAUUGUGUCUCCGUUACGGACGACUUGGACAAACCGGGGAUAACCUUCACCAAAAAAAUGCCUUGAAAAUCUGCCCGGGGUGAUUAUACAUGAUGACAGGUAUGCCUUUGACUCGUUCUUUAUGCGUAAUAUUCAUCAUCUUUUCCUUGGCAGGUACUUUAGUGACCAUGUACUACAAGGCAACACUUGGAAAAAGAGGCCAUGGAAUGGUAAGAAGAAGAGGCAAGGAGAGGAAGGUGGUACCACCCCAAUUGUUUGAUGAUAAUUACAACUUGGAAUGUUAGAGGCCUUAAUAAGGUCUCAAAACAAACUACUAUCUUUAAUUUCCUUCGUGUUCAUAAUGUACAUAUGUGUUGUUUGCUUGAAACUAAGUUGACUUCUUCUAAUUUUGAGAAACUUAGGAUGAUUAGAUGCCCCCAUUGGUCUUCCAUUACUAAUUUUGAUGUUAUUGAUGGUGGCCGUAUGGCCCUUGUGUGGAAUUCUAAUUUUAUUGACAUUGAUGUGCUUGAAAUUGGGAAACAACACAUCCAUUGUAAAUGUUUAUGUAAGACCACCCAACUGAAUUUCUUGGUUACAUUUAUAUAUGCCUUGUACACGGUGGGGGAAAGAAGAACCCUUUGGGAGCAUAUUACCAACUUGGGGUCAAACAUUAUUAGUCCUUGGCUAGUAAUGGGUGAUUUCAAUUGUGUGUGCUCCCCUAAUGAAAGGAUUGGUCCCACCCCACCCUCGGCAUACCUAAUGCAGGACCUUAUUGACCUUAAACUUAAUGCAAACUUGGUGGACACCCCCUCUACCAGGGAGUUCUUUACUUGGUAUAGGGGUUCACUUUGGGCAAAGUUGGAUAGGGUUUUGAUGAAUUCUGCUUGGAGUGCUUAUGGCAUCACAUGUAAGACUCAUUUCCAUUCCAUGGAGUCUGAGUUUGACCAUGUUGCCCCUUUGGUUACUUUCGGCCAUAACCCAUCCUUGGGGUCAAAACCUUUCAAAUUUUUCAAUAUGUGGCUUAAGCAUGAAUCUUUCCCCUCUAUUCUUCAUGACAUUUGGUUUAAGUUUGUGAUGGGUAAUGCUCAAUUUAGAUUGGUUAAAAAACUUCAAGCUCUUAAGAAACCACUCAAGGAACUUAAUAAGGUUGCAUUUGGACAUAUUUCUUCUAAGGUAAAGGAAUCGAAAAUAGAGUUUAAGAGGGUGCACAACCUUCUCUUAACCUCUCCUCUCGAUGAUACCUUAAAGAAUGAGGUUCAACUUGCUAAGAAGAGAGUGCUCUUUCUUAAAAAGUCCGAGGAUGCUUUCUUUAGGCAAAAAGCGAAGGCCACUCAUUUGUUUCAAGGUGAUAGAUGUACCAAAUAUUUCCAUUCAAUUGUGAAAAAGAGGGCUGCCAAGAACUCCAUUACGGCUUUAAAACUACCUAAUGGGGAGCUUACUACCUCUAUUGAUCAGGUUGCUAAUGAACUUGAAAGUUUUUAUGUUAAUCUGUUUGGAACUCCGGUAAGUUGUCCUCCAAUUGACCCUAGCAUUAUUACAUCUGGGACAUGUCUAAGUAGGGACCAGUCCUUAGGGCUGCUCUCUCCCAUCUUAGACAUAGAGAUUAAGAAUGCCUUGUUUGACAUUGGGGAUGACAAGGCCCCGGGACCAGAUGGAUUUACUUCUGCCUUUUUCAAAGAAAACUGGUCGGUGGUUGGGGAGGAUGUCAUUGAUGCUGUGAAAGGUUUCUUUGAUUCUGGUAGGAUUUUAAAGCAAAUUAAUCACACGAUUAUUGCUUUAAUUCCUAAGACAUCACACUCCCCCACAGAUGCUGAUUUUAGACCUAUUGCUUGCACAAAUGUUAUUUACAAGGUCAUCACGAAGAUUAUUGCUAAUAGAAUGAUUCCUUGUCUACCCGGUUUGGUUGACCAUGCACAGGGGGCUUUUGUAAAUGGUAGACUUAUGAUGGAUAACAUCUUUUUAGUGCAAGAACUGGUUAAGGGGUACACUAGGAAGCAUUGCUCACCUAGGUGUAUGAUUAAGGUGGACCUUAGGAAAGCCUAUGAUACCAUCUCUUGGGAUUUCCUUAAUAGUGUACUCCUUAGCAUUGGUUUUCCUUUGCAAUUUGUUAAAUGGAUCAUGGAAUGUGUUUCAACUGCUUCCUUCUCAAUCUCCCUCAAUGGGACACUACAUGGGUUCUUUCGUGGUAAGAGGGGAUUAAGACAGGGGGAUCCUAUGUCCCCUCUCCUUUUUGUCCUAUUCUUGGAAUUCCUAUCUAGAUUAAUGAACUUGAAAACCACCUCGGGUUUUAACUACCACCCUAAAUGUGGUAGCCUUAAGAUUUCACACCUUGCAUAUGCUGAUGAUCUCAUGUUAUUUUGUAGAGGGGAUACUUAUUCUGUUAAGGUUUUGAUAGAUGCUCUAAAUGAGUUUGGUAAUGUCUUGGGAUUAAGGGUCAAUUUUGACAAGUCAAACAUUUUUUUGGGGGGAGUUAGGGACCAUGAGCUCACGGCUAUACUUGAUUUGGUGGACUUCAAAGUUGGAGCUUUUCCGGUUAAAUACCUUGGGAUCCCCCUCUCCCCCCUAAAACUGGCUGUGGCCGAAUAUGCCCCACUCCUGGAGAAGGUUACAAAUUAUUUGAACGCCUGGAAUACUAAAACCUUGUCCUAUGCAGGUAGAACUGAGCUAAUCAAAUCUGUUAUUCAGGGGGUACAUUCCUUUUGGUUACAGGUGUUCCCUAUACCACAAGCCAUCCUAGACAGAGUGGUUUCACUUUGCCGUAUUUUCUUUUGGGGGUGCAAAUUUUCCAGGGUUGCUUGGGAUGAUAUGUGCCUUCCAAAAGAGGAGGGGGGCUUGGGCAUUAGGCAUACCAAAACAUGGAAUAAUGCUCUUCUUUCAAAGACCUUGUGGGACAUUCAUCUUAAGCGUGAUACUUUGUGGGUAAAGUGGGUGCAUGGGGUAUACCUUAAGAGUAGAAGUGUGUGGGAAUUCUCCCCACACACUAGGGACUCCCAACUUAUGAAGAAGUUUGGGCAGAUCCGAGACCUUUUGGUCUCUAAAUUUGACUCUAUUGGGAGCACAAUUAAUGCCCUUUCCAAGCUUGUUAUUAAUGGGAAGUUGUGCUCCUCUAAAAUUUAUGACCUCAUUAGAAUCAAGAGCAACACUCAGGUUUGGAUGCCUUUCAUUUGGAAAACCUAUAUACCUCCUAAAUUUUCAUUUAUUGCUUGGCUUGCCUUCCGCAAUCGCUUAGCAACUUAUGAUAACCUUAGUAGGCUUGAGGUGAUUAACAUCUGCCCGUUUUGUAAGGGUGAACCGGAGACGGUAGCACACCUAUACUUUGGUUGUCAAUUUACAGGACAGGUAUGGAGCAAAGUGAGAGCAUGGAUUGGGAUGCCUAGGCAGAUGACCACCCUGGAUAGCUCGGUGAAGUGGAUCAAGAAGGACCAUGCGGGUGCUGGAGUCAAAGCCAAAGCUGCCCGGAUUGCAUUUAUCUACACCAUAUACUGGAUAUGGAGGGUGCGGAAUGCAACCAGAUUUGAUGAUGCCAAAGCUCAUGAGGAGGAAGUUUAUGCUAGGAUCCAAUACAUGGUGUAUAAGAUCCUUUAUAGUACUACCCUCAUGAACUUAUUAUGUUUUGAAUUGUAAUGUGUAGUACGGCUCCUUGCCCUUUUGUCUGAUUUGGGAUCGAUAGUAUAGCCCACAGGUCUUGGCAUAUCCCUCGUUGGGAUAGCCCCAUUUUUGCUCCCCCUUUUUGUGGAUGUACUUGUACAUAAACUCUUUGGAUAAUAUAUAAUUACCCUUUAUCCAAA